AUGAAUUUAACAUUAUUUAGGAAUGUUUUACGGAAUGUAGUAGCUGUAACUUACCGCCGAAAUAACCUAGGAAGCAUUUCCAGAGUACCAAAAGAUAUAAAGGGUAUACAUACAACAUGUAAAUUAAACAACUUAAUGGAAUUUUUCGAUGAAAAAAAGAAUUGGAAUGAAUCAAAUAUACGAGUGGGUAGAGCUUGGAGGUUAGAUGAGUUAAGAAUAAAAUCCAACACAGAUUUACAUAAACUAUGGUAUAUCUUACUAAAAGAACGUAAUAUGCUUUAUACUAUGGAAGAGGAAUGUAAAGAUCAAGUGCGGUUAUUUCCAAAUCCUGAAAGAAUAGACAAAGUACAAGAAUCUAUGAAUAAUAUAGAGACUGUCAUCAGAGAAAGGAAUGUUGCUUAUUAUAAACUAGAGACAGGUGAAACUGGAGAACGACCAGUUGAGGAUGUUGUAAAUUUGUUAGGUUUACCUGAAAAAUAUGAAAAAAAAGAAUACUUUUUACCCAAGUUUAUGAAUACUCGUUGGGUUAGAUCAUAUUUUGAACAUGGGUACAUUAAUAGUUUGGCAGUCAAAAAAUUCUAUAGAUUGUAUAGUGAGAAGCAAAGACAGGAACUGAAAAAGGCACGUAACAGAGAUUUUAAUCAUGUCCAGCAACUUUUAAAGCGUUUCCCAAAUAUGGAUUUGGAAAAGUUGAAAGCUGAGUACCCUAAUGUUGAUAUAGAAAAAGCAAAACGUUCUAAAAAAGCCAGAGGUCAUUGUAUGCCUAUGUAU
Messenger RNA from Brenthis ino (lesser marbled fritillary), 771 nucleotides. The record is from the annotation of a GenBank genome assembly. NCBI's taxonomy places the organism in Eukaryota, Metazoa, Arthropoda, Insecta, Lepidoptera, Nymphalidae.